Molecule: messenger RNA, 1760 nt
Organism: Mytilus californianus (California mussel)
Lineage: Eukaryota; Metazoa; Mollusca; Bivalvia; Mytilida; Mytilidae
Product: carbohydrate sulfotransferase 5-like
Exons: 7
Coding region: 367-1596 (409 amino acids)
Biological process (GO): N-acetylglucosamine metabolic process; sulfur compound metabolic process
Molecular function (GO): N-acetylglucosamine 6-O-sulfotransferase activity
Source: RefSeq, a predicted model, not a curated record
AUGUAGACACAAUUCUUUUUAAAUCAAACAAAAUAAAUUUGGACUUUAUUGCUUAAAAUGCAGUUAUGUUUAUAACAUUUUGCAGACUGUUCAAUAAUUGAAACCUAUGGUUACUCAUACAUGGUUUGUGACUUCCUGAGUAUAAUAUUUGUACAAUUUAAAUAUUAAUCUUUUGUUUGACAGGGAUUUUCAAAGUUUAGAUUAUCGCUGUUUAUUGCCCAACAUAAUGAAAGAAACAAACUGUUGAAGUACCACGGGUGAGAACAACAUAAUUUGGUCUUCAUUCAUUAAGAUAUGCUGGAGCGACACUCUGGAAUUAGCUUGUUGACGCGAUCUAUGUACAGUUGAACCUGAACCAGUUUACAAAUGGCAAACAUCAGAGGAAUUUAUUUGUAUAUUAAACGAAGAACCCGAUUCAUGUGGACAUGUGUUGCUAUUGUUAUAAUUAUAUUUAUGGAUGUUCUGGUGGAUAGAAACAAAACAUAUAGACAGAUUCAGCAUACCCUGCAUAACUUUUCUGGAAAAGACACAAAGGAAGAUUCAGUGAAAGAACAAACUCGGCAUGACUUUUCUAAACAAGAUCAGAAGAGACAUUUAGUAAAAGUUUCAGACACUGCAGCACAUGACAAUUUCGUUCUAAUUGUCGGUUAUUUCCGUGGAGGUUCCACCAUGACGCUAGAUGUACUGAGUACCACUGAAAACAGUUUUUAUGUAUUUGAACCAAUCAAUUUCCUAUCAUUUGAUACCUAUGAAAAUACUGCAAUUACAUUCUUAAAUGGAUCUUCAAGAUUACUUGAUAAAAUUAUGGAACUACCUGCAGUGCAAGCAGACAUGCUAGCUAAUUGGUUUAAUUGCAGAUUAUCUGACAUUAAUUUAAGUGAUCUAAGAAGUUCUAAUUUGCAAUAUCACUCUCGUAUGACACGGGAAUAUUAUCAAUGUCAGCGAAGGUCAAACAUUUCAUCCUGUAUUGGACACCUAGUAGAAGUGUGUAAACAGAUGAAGAACAAAAUAUUAAAAGUAGUUAGAUUGCGAAUGGAAACUACGGAACUACUUUUGAAUACUUUGCCGAACCUAAAAAUAAUACAUUUAGUCAGAGACCCAAGAGGUAUACUUAAUUCUCUAAUGAGGGCAAAGUUAAUAGGCGUAAAUGAUUUCAAAUCUAAGGCAUCAGAAAUUUGUAAUGAUAUAUUAUCAGAUAUAAAAUCGACUACAAAACUUAAAACUUUAUAUCCAAAUACAAUUUUCCUGUUGAAAUAUGAAGCCCUUGUAAAGAACCCGACGGCGGUCUUUAAGAGAAUAUUUAACUUCACAAACCUCAGUUAUUCACAGAAAGUAGAAAUGUUCAUUCAAAGUCAUCUUUUAGGCCAUUCGUCCGGAGGCAGCAAUGCAUUUUUAACAAAAUCUGGAAAUGCUAAUAUGAUAGCAAGCAACUGGAGAAAGACUAUAAAACCUGAUGAAGUUAUAGAAAUAAAUAAGUUGUGUCACACAGUAUUUGAGACAUUAGGAUAUCAAGAAGUCAACCACAAGACAUUACAAGAUAGGAAUGAAUCACUCCAACGUGUUCCGUCUUUAAAACACAUAUUUGAUGAAUAUUGACACAAGUGAAAUGUAAAACAUGAUUUGACGAUAGUUCAGUAAGAUAAACAUCAUCAUAUUUAAACAAGUGAUAGAUAUAGCUUAGAGAACUGUCACUUUUGAAGAUCAAUGAAUGAAUAAAGGCAACAGUAGUAUAUCGCUGUUCAAUAGUCAUAAAGUGGAAA